UGGUGGAGCCAAGCCAUAGUGCUACAUUUCUUCCCCUUCUUCCAUCUCUGAGAACCCUUUUUCUCUUCUAAGAGACAAAAAAAAAAAGGGGUUCUCAGUGGCGUAGAGGAGCAACGUCGAGCAGGGAUGGGGAGGGUGGAGUCCUCUGAGCCGGCACUCCUUCGGAGAAACAUGGCCGAGUCUCCCUCUUCUUCCAACUCUACAUCCCCACCACCUCAGGCAUCACCACCCCCAGCGUCUCCACCACCAUCGCCACCACCCUCGACGCAACCUCCACCGGUCACCCGGACUGCUCCACCGCCACGGACUUCCCCGCCUCCGUCGUCGCCCCCACCUCCGCCGCCAUCACCACCAUCCCCGUCGGAAAAGUCUCCCUCUCCGCCGGCUCCGCCAACCCAGCCUCCUGCGACACCGUCAUCACCGCCUGAGUCUGAGUCCUCGACGCCCCCUUCUUAUUCUGGUGCAGUCCCGCCCCCUCCAAAGAGUUCCGGGAACGCAUCACCUUCGUCGUCGAUCAAGGGCGACUCGAAGCCAUCGAAGAAUGGCAAGAACAGCGGCGGCAGCGGCGGCGGAGGAAGCGGCAAAUCUGACCCAACUGAUCUGCCUCUUAUCGUAGGGGCCGCAGUGGGCAUCACGCUGUUCGUUAUUGCUUUGCUGGCUGUCGCUUUAUACUGCUGCCUUAAGAAGAAGAAGCCUCGCAAUAGCAUGCGGUAUUAUGAUUCUCCAGCGCCCAAAGGUGGUGCAUACUAUAACAAUGGAUCGCUUCCAAAAUGGCAACCCCAAGGGAUGGACCGCAUGGGCAAGAUCCCACCACCUCCGGGUGCAAUUGCCCCAGGCGGCGGCGGGUGGCAGCAAUCACCACCUCCGGUGAUGAUGAGUAGUGGUGACAUGAGCUCGGGCUACUCCGGCCCUCAUGGUCCUCCAUUGCCGCCCCCUUCACCCAACAUCGCCUUAGGGUUCAACAAGAGCACCUUCACCUACGAGGAGCUGGCAUCCGUAACGAACGGGUUCUCCCAGGCCAAUCUCAUCGGACAAGGCGGGUUUGGGUACGUAUACAAGGGCGUGCUCCCUAAUGGAAAGGAGGUUGCAGUGAAACAGCUCAAGUCGGGAAGUGGGCAAGGGGAGAGGGAGUUCCAAGCUGAGGUCGAUAUCAUCAGUAGGGUCCAUCAUCGCCACCUUGUGUCCCUUGUCGGAUAUUGCAUUGCUGGGUCGCAACGGCUGCUUGUCUAUGACUUUGUUCCCAACAAAACCCUUGAAUACCAUCUUCAUGGGAAAGGCCUUCCAGCAAUGGAUUUUCCAUCAAGACUGAAGAUUGCUUUAGGAUCAGCAAGGGGUCUAGCUUACUUGCACGAAGACUGCCACCCUCGUAUUUUCCAUCGUGACAUCAAAGCCGCUAAUAUCCUCUUGGAUAGUAAAUUUGAAGCCAUGGUUGCGGACUUUGGACUGGCCAAGUUAAAUUCCGACAAUAACACACAUGUUUCGACACGUGUCAUGGGAACUUUCGGGUAUUUGGCUCCCGAGUAUGCAUCAAGUGGAAAGCUGACAGAGAAAUCUGAUGUGUUCUCAUUUGGCGUGAUGCUUUUGGAGCUGAUAACCGGACGGCGUCCUUUUGACAACACUAGCACAUUUAUGGACGAUAGCUUGGUUGAUUGGGCAAGGCCCCUCUUAAGCCGUGCAUUGUCUGAUGAAAACUAUGAUGAGCUGGUAGAUCCGCGCUUGGAGAACAAUUACAAUGCAAUCGAGAUGCAACGUAUGAUAGCAUGUGCUGCUGCUUGUGUUCGCCAUUCUGCGAAAAGGCGCCCCAAGAUGAGCCAGAUUGUGAGGGCAUUGGAGGGUGACACAUCGUUGGAAGACUUGAACGAGGGGGUGAAGCCUGGGCAGAGCACUUAUUUCAACUCAAGCUCAGACUACGAGUCAGGUUCAUACAGCGCGAAUAUGAGGCAAUUCAGAAGGGUUGCGCUUGGAAGCGAGGAAUUCAGCAAUGAGUACAGUGGACAGACCAGCGAGUAUGGGCUCAAUGCAUCCGAUACGAGCAGCUCUGGGGACUCGAAUGCUCUUGGAAAUCAGAGGCAUAAAGCUCGUUAAAUGUUCCUAAAAAAUAGAAGAAGAAAAAAAAAGAACAAAAAAGAUGAUCAUAAUAGAAGAUAUGUACUCAUUCAUGAAAGCAAGAAGCUUAAUGAGUCUAAUGCAUUGUAGCCUUCUUUUGUUGGUGGGAGAGAUGAUUUGGUUGAUGUCCUAUGAGUGUUUGUUCUUAUUAAUAUCGUAAUUAUUGGACUUGGCUUCUACUAUUUACUAACAGCAUGGGCAACUAUUGUUCGAAUUAAGAAAAAGCUGGGGA
This is a messenger RNA of Phoenix dactylifera (date palm), 2338 nucleotides long. Its product is annotated as proline-rich receptor-like protein kinase PERK15. Lineage: Eukaryota; Viridiplantae; Streptophyta; Magnoliopsida; Arecales; Arecaceae. Gene Ontology annotation, biological process: protein phosphorylation. Gene Ontology annotation, molecular function: ATP binding; protein kinase activity. The record is from RefSeq and is a predicted model, not a curated record.